Messenger RNA from Lampris incognitus (smalleye Pacific opah), 1907 nucleotides. Its product is annotated as glycerophosphodiester phosphodiesterase 1-like. The transcript has 6 exons. Gene Ontology annotation, molecular function: phosphoric diester hydrolase activity. Lineage: Eukaryota; Metazoa; Chordata; Actinopteri; Lampriformes; Lampridae. Gene Ontology annotation, biological process: lipid metabolic process. The record is from RefSeq and is a predicted model, not a curated record. Bases 48 to 1043 code for a protein of 331 amino acids.
GCGUCUUCCCUCCGGCCCGGCUCCCACCCAGCGCGUCCGAGUCCGCCAUGCUACAAGUCGGAGACGAAUGGACGUUUUUCUCCGCGGCGUUCCUGCUGGCGAUGCUGGGGACCAGGAGCCCCGCCGCAGCCUCCGCCCUCGCCGCCUCCCUCUACGUAUUCGUCGUCCUGUUCCGGUUCCCUCAGGUGCCGGCCGAGCAGGCCGGCCGGGCGCUGCGGCCGAGCGGCUCGUCCGGCGGCGCGCCCGCGGUGGCGCACCGCGCCGGAAGUCACGACGCCCCGGAGAACACCCUCGCCGCCAUCCGAGAGGCCAGUAGGAACGGAGCCAGCGGAGUCGAACUGGACCUGAGUUUCACCGUUGACGGGGUGCCGGUCCUGAUGCAUGACGAGACGGUGGACCGCACCACCAACGGCUCUGGACCCGUCAGCAGGCUGCAACUGACCCAGCUCAAGAGACUUGACGCCUCCUCCCGACACAGGCUCAAGGAGAAAUUCAGCGGUGAGAAGGUCCCGACUCUGCAGGAGGCAGUGGAGGAAUGCGUCAGACAUCAGCUGACCAUCUUCUUUGACGUCAAAGGUCUGCCUGACAAGGCGGCUUCAGCGCUGGCUGAAAUGUACAAGAGGUUUCCCGUCCUUUACAACUCGAGCGUCGUUUGCUCCUUUGAACCCAAGGUCAUCUACAAGAUGCGGCAAGCCGACCCCAAAGUGGUCACCGCUCUCAUCCACCGGCCCUGGAGACUGAGUCGGUUUGACGACGGCACGCCACGAACCCCGUCGUCGUGGAGUCAGUUCUGGAGCAGUGUCCUGGACGUGCUGUUGGACUGGGCCCACCAUAACCUCCUGUGGAACCUGUGUGGCGUCUCCGCCAUCCUCAUGCAGAAAGACUUCAUCUCGCCAGAUUACGUCCAGUACUGGGCGGAGCGAGACGUGGAGGUGGUGGGCUGGACGGUCAACACAGCUGUGGAGAAACGGUACUAUCAGGACCUGCUGAAGAUCAGCUACAUCACCGACAGUCUUCUCGAAGACUGUGACCCCCGUUACUAAACUAUCCAGGGGGCUGGGAUGCAGAAACCCAAACGCGCUAAUAUAGACUCACAGCGGAGUCAAGCUACAUUGGGAUUAUUUAAAACGAUUACGCUUAUUGAGAUUUUCCCAUUCCGCUAGUCACGAAUAUUAGUGGCAGAUUCUGGCUUUGUCAACAGUCCCUCCCAGAAAAAGAAUUGGGCCCCAGCCAACACAAAUAUAUCAGUCUGACGACUGCGGUUGCCUACGAGAUAUUUCUCAACGAAUGUUGACAUAGUUAAACAGUGCCGGUUGCAGGCUGGUGUUUAAGCUUAGGACAUCUGGACAUUGACAUCGUGAAGACAAGGCCAACUCCCCAUAGAUCCUUCAAGAUGCCAAGCACCUAUCAAAGCACUCCUCCCACACUCUACCAAAAAUCCAGACUCACAACCACAAACGAGGACCUGCAGCUGGCACGGUGUAGUUGUAUUCAACAGGCCCGUGCUUUAUAGAUAUCGGUAUACGAUGAUUGGCAUAACAGGCAUAAUAAAAUGAAUCGGCAUAAUGGACACAAACACAAAGCUAGCUAGAAUGUAGGUCACAGAUUAGCUUUGGUAUUUCUAUUUAAACUCGCAUAGCCAUUGAGGUUCUAGGUCUUCACACUACCGUUACCAGCAACCGUUCCCAUGCAUCGGGGUUUAUGAAUCGGAUUACACCGUCUUAAAGAUCUUUUGUACCCUCUGUGCGGAGGCUCCUGAAAGGGACAUCACAUAUAAGAGGUCUGUCAACACAACUCAUGUCCUUGGUAUGACUAUUUACCAUCCCGCUCAAUCACAAAUCUUAUUGAUGGAUCAAACAAAGUACUGUAAAUACCAAGUAAAAUAAAGAUGUUCCCCAACCAGCUUG